Molecule: messenger RNA, 630 nt
Organism: Closterium sp. NIES-65
Lineage: Eukaryota; Viridiplantae; Streptophyta; Zygnematophyceae; Desmidiales; Closteriaceae
Source: the annotation of a GenBank genome assembly
AUGCUCUGUAACUCCAGCCAGGUGGAUCUAGACUCUCCAGAUCUCACUGCCUUCCCCCUUGCCCCCCUGGCGCCCUUCUGGGAUGUGCUGCUCUCCCCGGGCGAUUUGCUCUACAUCCCGCCGCGCUACUGGCACUACGUCAAGGCCACACGCCCCAGCUGCUCCGUCUCCUUCUGGUGGAAACCCGCGGUUGGCGCGGAUUCCCCCUCGCCGCUUGGCCUGCACUCCGCUGUCCUCCGCGCGCUCCUCGACCCCCGCCUCUCCCCUGCGUGCUUCCCCGUCCGCUCCUCGGAGUGGCUGCCACAGGUGCCGCCUGUUGCGCCUGGGAAAUCGGCAUCGUCGGCUCCUCUUGUGGCAGUGGAGCGCCCUGAGCACUCGCCGAUGGAUUUCCUCGGCGCUCUGGGCCGCGACUGCACCGCGGAGAGCGAUCCUGCUCCCCGUCCGCUUCCUCCUGCACGCCCUGCCAUGAGCGUACCUGUUGCUCCACCGGCGUCCGCUGAUCAGAUCCGCCGCCGCUUCGAGGACCAGCAGCGCGAGCUGGCUCGGCGCGCGGGCAGGUCCUUGUCACCGCCGGAGCCCCUGCGCGCGGGGUCCGUCUUGCGCUCCGGCGCAGAGGCUGUGGCACACUAG